AUGGCGACGGGCAUGGACAUUGUUGAAAGAAGAUCACACGGUAAAUAACGUAGAACGCAGUCAUAUUUGUCACCUUGUAAUGUUUGACAUGACAAAAAAUACGUGAUCUGUUUCUUUUUCACGUUCAGAAACAGAGGACCAAGCACGUGUUAGGUUUCAAGUUGAACUGGAGUUUGUACAGUGUCUCGCCAAUCCUCAUUAUCUCAAUUGUAAGUGCCUGUGUUGUUUCUUAAGUUUGAUGUCCUAAUUGGAGUUUUAAGAUGUCUUAUCUUAAAAUGGAAGAUAAAUGCAAAUGGAACACUUGACGGUCCACUCCGGUCAUGUUCAAUAGAAUAUGCAGAGACAUAUUGAAACAAUGUUUAAGUAAUUAUCAGGGUAAGGUGGAUAGCAAUUUCUUUUGUUAUGCGGCAACGGUGCUUUCCCCACAUAGGAAUAUUCUCAUUUUUACACAGAGAAUGCAUAAAACUAUGUGAAGGCCGUUUACGCAAUAAAAUGCAUUUGCACUCCACUUUGAAAGGGUGUUUUUUUGUGUAAAAAGAUUUUGACCAAUCACAAGAGUUGAAAACAAUAGCCAAGAAAAGCUUACAAUUUUACAUGUUUCCCACAUAGGAUUUCUUUGUUAUUCAAACUGACACCAGAUUUUGUUAAAUGGAAGAUGGUUGGAAAGUAAGGAUGAAUAUAUGUACUGCUUUAUGAAGUUUUGUUAACUUUUGCUGUUUAAGCCAAUCAGAAGUGAGUACAGACAAUAGAAAAGUUAGCACCUUUUUUGCAUUCCAACGUGUUCGUUGCCGUUGUUGCUAUCGUUCUUAUCUGGACCAUUUGUUGAAACCUUCCCCUAAGGCUGGCAGGGGUAGGGGGGGUUCGACAGGGAAGGGUCCCAUUUAAAAGUUAACAAAAAAUUUUAUCCAGGCAAUUAAUUUUAGUAUCCUAUUUGCCCGAUCAGGCAACUGCAAUUUCUGUGAAAGUUGUAGGUUAACAUGACGUGACUCAGUAUUUUUGUAUCAAGUCUAUCUUUUGUAUUAUCAAAACUGUUUUAUACUUGUAAAGGUUUGUAUUUACGUGCGUCAUGCGUGACUGCAGAAAAUUAAAAAAGAUUGAAAUAUGAUCUUGAAUAGUCGCCACAAAUCAUUUCAAAAACUGGAAUGUUUUUGCGAGCCUUUCACAAAAGUUACCACAAAACGUACAGGAAAAAAAGGGGGGUGUGGUUAACCUUGAAUAAAUGAUAAAAGAAACCUUUGAGUGUACUGUUCGUGCUUGUAGCAGGAUAAAAAACGCUACAAACCCACAGGAGUAAUGUCACAAGUAAUUUGAGACCUCUUGCUUUUCCACAGAUCGCAACUUUUUAUCAGUUUUUACUUCAUGCAGUAGCGACCUAAAGUUUCUAAUGCUGGGGGAAAAGUCAUGAUUUUAAUGUCGAAGGGUUGGGAGGGUAGGAUCCUUUUGUCCCUGUUCAUGCAUCCCUUUUUUUAUCCCAGAUUAUAUCUAACAUACCCCCUAUCAACAUCCUAGAUCCAAGUACCCCUUCUUAACCUUGGGCAAUUUUGAGUGAAAUAUUUUGUGUAUAAAACUGUGGGUUAUUGAUCUCCAUUGUGCCUUCAAGGUCUGUUUAUACCACUCAACACAGACUAUCAACUUAGAAACAAGUAAAGCAAAUUCUCUAUACUCACUCCCCAUUCGUUUUUAAACUGCAUUUUUUCUACAGUGGAACAUUAUUGUGGAACAAUCUCCUUGGGGGCAGAGGGGGGAAGGGGUACUCAACAAAGGUUUAUAUGGGUAGGCCCUACCCCAAGGUUCAAACUUUGUAUCCCUUUAACUUCUGUAAAUUUGCACUGUUUUUAGAAUAAUGAAUAAAUUACAAAACAAAAACAUUUUUUCGACUUUUUCACAGCCAUAAAGUGCAUCUGUUUUGGGGGGCUUUUUUACAGACUGAAGUGACAGAUUUGCCUACCCUUUCAUGUACUUCAACAAUUGAAAUCCCAACCCUUUCAUACACCUGAAGCCUAAAAAAGGUGCCCCCUUUCGGGUGGAGCCUCCCCAUAUAGGCUAUUAUAGGGACCACCCUUCUGCCCCCCCACCUCCCUCCCUCCCUGGAAAUAAUCUCACAAAGAAUGUCAGAGCUAUCAGAACCUAGAAGGUUUAUAGGCUAGCACAGUGUGAUAGUUAUAUGGCUGGUUCAAUGUAUAUUUUUUAUUAUAGUAAUAAGAACAAUAAUUUAUUGUUCUUUUUCUGUUUGCAUGCACAGUUUUGGCCCAGAGAGGUUACUUCAAAGACCAGUCUUUCAUAAAUUACCUCAACUAUCUUCUGUACUGGAAGAAACCAGAGUAUGCAAAGUUCCUAAAGUAAGUUAAAACGUUUUUAAAAAAUUCACACUGUUAUAUCUUAAGGUGGUAUGCUGGACUUGGAAUACUAAAACAAUUUUCAAAGUAACACUCCCACGUACAGAAUCAACAUGGUGCUUCAUUUCUAGACUUAAUUUAAUUUUAAGUUUUAUCAUAAAUUCCCACACCCAAAAAACAAACAGAAGUGGACUUAAAUCCAAAAAAUAAAAUUGAACCACAACUUAUACAAUAACAUUAAAUGUUAUUUUAUAAUUUGUUUCAAUUUUAGUUUGUCAUAAAAGCAACCUUAAGAAUAUUCUUGGCAGGUUGUAUUAUUGUAAUAAUUUGUUAGCCAAGCAAGAGAAGUCUGAGUGUUUGUUUGUAAGUUUUUUUUGUUUUAACACUUCUGUGAGCAUGGCAAAAGUGUCUGUUUUACUAGGGAGGGUCGUGCACGAUUUUAUGCAAAUUUCAUAUUUCUUUGUUGGAUUUAAUUUUCACUGUUUAGGCCAAGAAUGACUUGAUUUUUUUUUUGAGUUUCCAUAUUUUCUUUCAGGUAUCCCCAGUGCCUACAUUUUCUGGAACUUCUCCAAUAUGAACAUUUUCGUCGAGAACUUGUCAACCCUGCAUGUGCCAAGUUCAUUGAUGAACAGCAAAUUCUCCACUGGCAGUAUUACUGUAGGAGAAGAAUGAGGAUGACUUUACCAAAACCAGGACAAACUGGUUCUGAACCAUCCGAGCAAUGAUGAACACAAGGCAAGGAAACCAAAGAUAAAAAAAAUGUAUACUAAACAGUUGAGUCAAAACAAUAUCCUGUAAGGAAAAACUGAACAUAACAUCAUCUACAGCAAAUACUGAGAGAUGCGUCCAAGAACAGAGAAACCAUUUUAGUGUGUUAACACGAUAUAGACCCACAGUAGUGUCAUGGUUAGCAUAAGCCACUAAAGCUUGGAAUACAUUAGUGUGAAAAACAACAUAAGGAUAAUGUCAUAAUGCCAUUCCUGGUUCACACUAGGAACGUAAAUACUCAAGUUAAACAGAAAUUAGUUAUGCCAGCAGUGUGAACAUGCAAACAUGAGUUUGCAAACAACAAAAUGAGGGGAAACUUAACCAUAUAGUUUAUCUGGCAUAAAUCUUAAAGGCAGAAACUGAGAAAAUUUCUUCUAAAUGCUUGUGUUACUAUGUGAAAGGAAAAAAUGGUUAAUUCAAACUUUUUUAUUUCAUUUCUUGUCUUGGCUAACCACAGUAUUCUCAAAGCAACUUUUUCUGUUCUCCUUUGGACCUCUUUAACCUGACUCAAGACAUGUGUAGUUGUGUGCACUCUUCAAGAUUCAGUGCUGAAGUCUGGAGUGAGGGACAGUCCUAGUUAUUCUGAGAGAAAUAAAUAAGCCAAAGCGGGAUUUUUUUUAAAAAAAAAACUGAGAUAUAAGAAAAUUUUAUAACUUUUGUAAUAGAGAGAUUUAGAGUCAGAUUUACAGCCAAUGGCAAAGGUGAAGUUGCACCAUGUGACGAAGUCUUCCCUUUACUUGUUGUUUGUUGUUCACUUUUUCCCCUAUAAAAAUAAGUAGUUUUACGCUAGUUUUAUUCACAAGAACAUGGACAGUUUUUAUCUGCUCAUUUUCUAUUUUAACAAAUCCUCAACUUGAAUCUGACUUGUCAUAAGCAUGACUCUUACUAACUUUGGUCCACACAAGAAUAAGCAUUAACAUAAGAAUUUUUUCUCUGAGGGCAACUGAAGCAUAAACGUGAACAUACAAAUGUAAGAAUAUCAACACGUCCUGGCCUUGGUUGUUCAAAUGUUGGAUAGCGCUAUCCAUCUGGCCCUAGUUGUUCAAACAUUGGAUAGCACUAUCCAGGGGAUAAAAAUACAGAAACCAACUCCAUUAUCCACUGGACAAAGAUUUAUCCAGUGGAUAGCGUUAUCCAGCUCUUGAACAACUGGAGCCUGAUAAAUCACUAUCCAGCCAAUAAGUAUUUGGGAAACCGAUGACAUCAUCUACUGGAUAGCUUUUUAUCUUAGAGUAGUGGUAUCCAGCUUUGAUCAACCAGGACCUGUUCUUCUUGUGCUUGUGCUUAUAAUGUCAGUGUUAAUUCUAUCGAGGACAUGUGACAUGGCACAAGCAAAAGCAACAAAAAUAUGGCACUUGUUAUAGCCUGCAGAGCAGGCAUUUUUUAUUGAAAACUCGGAGGUACAUUGAUCGUGGCCGCCACCUUGAAAAGCAACGAAAAAGACUAAGGGGGAGGGGCACCUCUCCCUUAAAAUCACUUUUUGACUCGUCCCAACUCUCUGGUAGUAUUAACGUCCAAGAUGGCAGGACAACGUCAUUCCUGAAAACAAUUCAUGGAUCCCGCUCCAAAAUACACCUGCUUUGCAGGCUAGGCACUUGUCACCAAUCCCACCUUUUUCUGCCACAUCAGUUUUUAUUCUUUGGUGCCAGUAUAGUAGUGCCAAACCUUUAUGCUUCUGUGCCUGCUUAUGUAAGAUUAUGCUUGUGUUCAUUUUUAUGUUUGAGUCCCUAUAUAGUUUUGCAAAGUCCUUCAAGGCUCUUAUGCUUUGUAUAAGACUCCUUGCACCCCUUGCUCUGCUUGUAACCAAUUAAUGGAUGGUUUUUUGUGAUAUCCAGAAUAAUCAAGGUCGAGGUAAGUGUUACCAGCUGAGCCAAAGGCCGAGGCUCAUAACACUUGCCGCAACCUUGAUUAUUCAGGAUAUCACAAAAAAAUAGGCUUGAUUACGAGCCGCUGUUGGGAAAAUGAGCCCGCACUCAUCCAACCCGGGAGACAGCGGAAAUCGAGCCUAACAAAAAAAUGAAUCUUAUUGUUUUAUUGUACAUUGUUUAGCUGAUGAAAAUAAUGACAAACACACCGUCACAAGGAACCGAAUUGACAUUGUUCUUGGAAAUCAUGCAUUGCACAUGCAACCUACAGAUUAAUCACUAAUCUGCUAGCAGAUAACUAACUAAUCUGUAGGUUACGCUGAUUUCCAAAACUAACUGUAGGCUCUCAGCUAAUGAGAAGACAGGUAGUGAGUUCAAUGUAUAAUAAUAUAACUAAUCUUCUAGGCAAGUCGUGUUUCAAGUGGGGAAAGCAGUUAAGAUAUCCUGCAAUUAGGAUGUGCAUGGAAGUGCAAACAUUAGAAAACAGAAAGGAAGUGGAUUGUAGGUUAGGCUUAAGAGAGGACAG
Molecule: messenger RNA, 5495 nt
Organism: Porites lobata
Lineage: Eukaryota; Metazoa; Cnidaria; Anthozoa; Scleractinia; Poritidae
Source: the annotation of a GenBank genome assembly